This is a messenger RNA of Eimeria necatrix, 1104 nucleotides long. RefSeq names its product tRNA (Uracil-5-)-methyltransferase TRM9, related. The coding region runs from base 1 to 1104 and encodes 367 amino acids. The record is from RefSeq and is a predicted model, not a curated record. Gene Ontology annotation, cellular component: cytoplasm; nucleus. Gene Ontology annotation, biological process: tRNA wobble uridine modification. Gene Ontology annotation, molecular function: tRNA binding; S-adenosylmethionine-dependent methyltransferase activity. The transcript has 6 exons. Lineage: Eukaryota; Apicomplexa; Conoidasida; Eucoccidiorida; Eimeriidae.
AUGAACAGUCGGAAUGCCAUCCAACAGCAGCAGGCGGAGCAGUCGCAGCAGAAGCCUCAGCAAGAGCAACAAGAACAAGGGGAAGAGCACCAGCAAAAAAUCCAGCAAGAGAAGCGUGAGCGCCGUCGACAGCAGCAGCAGCGGCGCAGACAGCAACUACAAAAGUGCCGUCGCCGUCCUGAGUCGGUACCGGUCCCCUCAGCUCUACUAGGCGCCGCAUUUGAGAGGCAGCACGUCGAUUCUGUUUAUGCGAAGAUUGCACCCCAUUUCAAUCAUACAAGGAACCGGCCGUGGCCCAAGGUUGCAGCCUUCAUCGAGUCGUUACCACCCGACGCGCUGUUGCUGGAUGUUGGCUGUGGCAACGGCAAGUACCUCCACUGCAGACCGAGCAUCUGUCAAAUCGACAGCAGCAGCGGAAGCAAUAGCACCAAUUGUUUCAGCCCGUACAGCUCAUUGUCAAUAGGCCUUGAUAGGUCCAAAGAGCUGCUACGUUGCGCCUCCGAGGCCGCUGAGGGUUCUUUAAGGACUCGACUUGUGCAGGCGGACUGCCUGCAUACCCCGAUCAGAGAUGAAGUUGCAGACGGCGUCAUAUGCAUUGCCGUUCUCCAUCAUUUGACUACGGAGGAAAGGAGGCUACAGGCCUUGAGAGAACUGGCACGCAUUACGCGAUGUGGGGGACGCAUUUUGAUUUAUGUGUGGGCACUCGAGCAUGAGUCAGGCAGUGUUGGGGAGCGUAAAUUUCCAAGUCAAGAUGUAUUGGUGCCAUGGGUGUAUCAGAAGCAUCAUGAGCGCGCUCGCGAGCGUUCGGAGGGUGUGGGUGGCUGCCAAGGCAAAACAGAUGCUGGCAGGCCCGGAGGAGCCGACAAAACAGAUGCUGGCGGGCCCGGAGGAGCCGACAAAACAGAUGCUGGCGGGCCCGUAGGAGCCGAGUCCUCGGCGGUUCCACCUCUAGACGACGAGGAUACAGUAUAUCGGUUCUACAGAGUAUUUACGAGGGAGGAGCUGUUGGGCCUUUGCGCCAAAGAAAAGCGGGUCAGGGUACUCGACUGUUACAAUGAUACGAACAACUGGGCAGUAGUGCUCGAAAAGUGCAGCGACCAGUAG